Messenger RNA from Oryza sativa Japonica Group (Japanese rice), 853 nucleotides. RefSeq names its product dihydroneopterin aldolase 2. Gene Ontology annotation, cellular component: cytoplasm. NCBI's taxonomy places the organism in Eukaryota, Viridiplantae, Streptophyta, Magnoliopsida, Poales, Poaceae. The record is from RefSeq and is a predicted model, not a curated record. Gene Ontology annotation, biological process: folic acid-containing compound metabolic process. Gene Ontology annotation, molecular function: dihydroneopterin aldolase activity.
GUCGAGUCGACGCCCAUCCUUCUCCUCGCCACGCCGCCGGCGAGCGGCGGCGCUGCCUGCCGUGGCGUCCUGCUGCUCCCGUCUCCUCGCUGGUUCUCCCACCGCACCGCGCCGCGCCGUCGUCCUGCUGCUGCUUCCCUUCCCUUCCGCCUCCGGACCAUUAUGGCGGAGAGGGAGUUAAUCGACAGGGAUAAACUCGUGCUUAUAGAUUUGCAGUUCCACGGUUUCCAUGGAGUGAAAUCAGAAGAGAAAACUCUAGGUCAAAAGUUCGUUGUGGAUGUUGAUGCGUGGAUGGAUUUGAGUGUUGCUGGGGAGACUGACAGCAUAUCUGAUACGGUUAGCUACACAGAUAUCUACGGGAUUGCCAAGGAUGUUGUUGAAGGCCCAUCGCGGAACCUUUUGGAAGCAGUAGCUCAUCGAAUCGCAAGUAACGCAUUGCUUAAGUUCCCUCAAAUCUCAACCAUCAGAGUGAAAGUUGGGAAACCUCAUGUUGCUGUACGUGGAAUCGUCGAUUAUUUGGGUGUUGAGAUAUUGAGGCAUAGAAAAGAUGUGGGAGGCGAUCGUCAGGAGCUUCAUUGAGCCAGCUUCGUGCCGAGGAUUACAUCCCAUUGCUCAUCAUGUCCAUGGCAUUACUUGAGUGCUCAACAAUGCAUUUCUGCAGCCGUUUUGUACCUCAGUGAUUUCAACUGAAAGUUAGUCUCAUGAGUUGUUCCCUUCAAGGUGGCUGAAGUUAUCUUGGGGGUUGAAGUAGGUAUCUUGUGUUUUUUGUCCAGUCCAAAACUUUGGCAAAAAAACUUUGCUUACAGUGACUUAAAAUUAGUCAGGAGGUCAAUUGAUACUUUGCAUCAUAAAA